This is a messenger RNA of Anneissia japonica, 3581 nucleotides long. RefSeq lists its product as uncharacterized. Gene Ontology annotation, molecular function: SMAD binding. The transcript is spliced from 5 exons. NCBI's taxonomy places the organism in Eukaryota, Metazoa, Echinodermata, Crinoidea, Comatulida, Comatulidae. The record is from RefSeq and is a predicted model, not a curated record. The coding region runs from base 107 to 1429 and encodes 440 amino acids.
ACAAUCCAAAUCAUGAUCAUCCAUUGCCAAACUACUUGAUGUAAACAUCUCGCUGGAUUUUAGGCCUAGCCUCUGCUAGUCUUUAAUUGCAGGCAUUUGGAAAAAUAUGCAGUCGCCAACAGCUGCAAGAAAAGCCCUGUUUGAUACUGAUCUUCAACAAGCUCUAUCACUUCUCGACAGAGAGCAAGCUAAACUAGGAACCCCAUUGACACACAGUUACAGCAGAACAAGGACAAACUCCUCAUUUUCAAAUCCAGUUGCGUCACCAUGCCUCUACAAGUCACAUAGCAUGGACAGUGGUCUAAGUAGCAUCAGUAUUUCGAGUAAGAUGUCAGGUGUACCAGAGUCAUCCAGCCUCACUUUCAAUGUGCAGAUACCGGUGAAACAUUAUUCAGCUUCGGGAACACAAGCUGGAAGCUACUAUCCAAAGUACCAGGUGUAUAAAGAGUCCAAGUGCAUUUCUUGUCAAGACUGCAGUAUAUUCUUUUCCCCAUCAGCAUUCCUGAAGCACUGCCAUGACAAGAAGCUGGGAACAAGGGUAGAAUGUAAUGCCACACAGCUUGAACUGGCGACAGAUAAUCCCGGAAUACAUCAGAAGAAAUUGUGGGAAGAGUUUCAGUCAAAAAUUAGUGGGAACGGAAUGCAAAUUUAUGGAGAAAAAGACAGGAUUUUGAAAUCGAGCCCAGUAUCUUUUAGAAGUUCUGGUAAAACUUACACAGAUAACCGUUUUCAUUGGAAAACAAAUGGCAGUAGUAACAGCUUGAAUGGAACCAUUCACAAUGAUGUCUUAGCCUCAAGGAGAUUGCUGCAAAGUACACAAAACAUUAUACAAGGGUCUGCAGAGAAGGCUAGGAGGAGAUAUGAUUCACGAAAGGACAUCAUGUCAUCCGUUUCACAUUUGACUGAUGAGAGCUUAGAAUUUGAUGUUGCUAAGCAACCAGUAAUUAAAGUGUCCUCAUCAAGUGUUGCACAACCAUCUGCAAGAAAAUCUUUGCAGAAGUAUCUGAGUGAUGGAAAAGACUUCAAACUUGGAAGUCUAAAGUUAUCUGAUUCGUCUUUACUAUCCGACAAUAUGACUUCCGCUAGGUUUCUGGAUAAUGAAAUUUCUACAUACAAACUAGAUGACCCCCGAGAUGACCCAAGUGAGAAAAAAGCAGGACAAAGUUUUGCAACAUCUGAGCAGAAAUUAAUGUCAAGUUAUGCUGGUAGUCAUGGUGAUAACAAAUCUGAUGACAAUCACCAUGGCGAUCUCAAUAAAGAAGAUCCUUUGAAAAUACUUCAGACUGCACAAGAAUUGCUCCAUCUGGCUUCUGCCAGCCUACAAAAACAGCAGAGCCAAUCAGUGAUAGACUGGGAGGAGAGAUAUCAAUCUGAGAAAAAACUGCGAAGAAAAGUAGAACAGAAAUUAUUUGACACUCAAGCUGUUUGAAUCCAUUUUAGGUCAAUUACGUCAGGAACAACAGCGACGACAGGAAAUAGAAAUUGAACUCAGGGCUCUGAAACUACAGGUAGAGAGAUAAAAGGACGAAAGGAGGUAUCAUGUGACAGGUAUUAAUGACACAGUCUGUGUUGACCUUAUAAACUUGAUAAAUUGCUUACUUUGUAAAUUUCUGUUAUUAGCAUUCAUAUGAUUGGCUGAUAAUCAUUUUGAAUAAUUUAUAUCUUAAAAGGUAUACUUGAUCUUGAGCAGUUCAGUGACUUAAUUCAAAUUUUAUCAGACAGUAUAUUUUUAAAUUCAAGCUCUAGAGAGGGAAAAUUGAUGUACUGUGAAACCUUGAAUAGAAGCCCUAGGCUCUUUUAUUAGAACUAUUAUUAUAAAACAAUAAAUAGGGUCACUGUAACAUCGAGUGUAUUAACUGGUAUUAAGUCACCUAAACUACUGUAUAAACCAAGCAUGUUUUUAAUUUAUUCUGGUUCUUUGAAAUUCAUGUAUAUGUAUGUAUUGUUCUAUCUUUCGAAAAGAAGCCGUGGGCUACUUCUUGAGAUUAACCCCAUUGGGGUUCUAUUUGAGGUGUUACAGUAUGUUGUACAAAUGAAUAUUGUAAGACACUGAAGUGGUUUUAGAAGAAAUAAACAACUAAUAUAAUACAGAUUUUUGAAUAUUUAAAAAAACUGGGGCGGGGGAAAGGUUGUUACGCUCCUUCAGUGUCUUAGAAUAUUUACGUGAACAACAUAUCAAUUUUUGCUCUUCGGAGCCUGGCUUUAAGAUACAGCAGAAUUGUAUAAGAAAAUACUGUAGAAGAACUAAUCUUGCCAUAACAAUCAUCUUGAAAAGAAUUUAUCAAUUUGACAAUCAAUUUUGUAACUAUUAAAAUAAACUGAAAUUUGUACAUGGUGUGGUGUUAUACAUUUGAAGUAAGUUAAUAGUAGGAAGCACCACCUAACUCAAGAAUGUCUUUCAUGUAUAAAGUGUAUAUUGCUUCUGUCUAUAAAAAUAUUUAAAAGUUUCUUAAUGUUAAUGGUUAAUACAGUAUGUUGCAAAAUAUAUAUUAGCUAAUGUGAGCCAACAAAAAAUGUUUUUAUUAGGUCCUAAAUAUAAGACCAGUAACAUGUCUCAAAGUGUUAUAUAUGUAUUAAUAGGGAGGUUUCGCACGCGAACACAUACGGUUAGUGUAACGGAUACGAACAUUUUUCAAAUUUUACAGUAAGUGUAAAAAAUAAAUUUAUCUUUGAAUACUUUCUUACGUGCUAUUUUUGUGACAUUGGAAGACAAAAAAUUACGAUAGGAUGUAUCCCAUUUUGUGGUGUCUGGAUUUUCGUGUAGGCCUAGCUUAUAGCCAGGCAUUUUUGGGUCAUAGACAAUAGGGCCUGUCCCUUCUGGGCAACAAAGGAAAGAGUAUUAUUCGGCUACCAAUUUCAAUUUCCAAAACCUUACAUACUAAAACUUUGAGAAGCAUGGUGAGAGAGAAGAAAAUGGAUUAUAGGCCUAGGAGUAGGACCUACUGUAAGCUAAGGCCCUAGGCCUAUGCUUGAAUUGCGCUGUGAUUGCAAGAAAAACAGAAUGGCUACAAACCGUUACAGAUAGCUAAAUGUAUGCAUACACGUAUUCGUUCGCAUGCGAAACCUCUCUAUUUUUUGUUGCUUUAGCUAAAUGUCCGAAUGAUUCAAUGUACUUCACCUUAUUACCCUGGUCAAACAGAGCUCCCUGGAGCUCCAAGGUACCAAUGUAUACUUUGGUGACAAAGAGAAUGUAAAAGGUACCCUCUCAAUCUCCCUCUUUUUCAUUUGGAAAGCCAUACCAAUUUCUACCAUUGCUUUCUUCCAUUAUCAUUUUUUAAAAUAUGUAUAAUAUUAAAUAUAUUUUUAUAUUUAUAUAAUGAUUUUAAAUAUUCUUUUCUCCACAAUAUUUGGUGCUUAUAAAUUCCCUUUUUGGAAUAUAGUUUGCUAUUAAAUCUUGACUGUUUUAAUUUGGUUUAUAAUACAGUAGUUCAAUCUUAAACUAAUUACAUGGUGUAGUUUUUUAGUAUUGUGAUCUGAAUAAAUAUUUCUGUAAAAGAUUAGAUUACUACAGUACAGUAUACUGAAAACAAACGCAGCAACUAAAAAGUUCUUGCAUAUUAAAUGGCGCCCUCUAUCUGGUA